Lagenorhynchus albirostris (white-beaked dolphin) is the source of this 657-nucleotide messenger RNA. It is a transcript of the gene NENF, whose product is annotated as neudesin neurotrophic factor. The record is from RefSeq and is a predicted model, not a curated record. Lineage: Eukaryota; Metazoa; Chordata; Mammalia; Artiodactyla; Delphinidae. Gene Ontology annotation, cellular component: endomembrane system; membrane. The transcript is spliced from 4 exons. The coding region runs from base 16 to 534 and encodes 172 amino acids.
UUCGGUGGGCUCACCAUGACAGGCCCCGCGCCCGGGCGGCGGCUGCGGUGGCUGGCCGCGCUGGCCCUGGUCCUGGCGCUGGCCGCGGGGCUCCUCGCAGCCGGGGCCGGGCAGGCGCCGCGCCCUGCCGAGCGGGGUCCUCCGGUGCGGCUCUUCACGGAGGAGGAGCUGGCCCGCUACGGCGGGGAGGAGGAAGAUCAGCCCAUCUACAUGGCAGUCAAAGGGGUGGUGUUCGAUGUCACUUCUGGAAAGGAGUUUUACGGACGAGGAGCCCCCUACAACGCCUUGACCGGGAAGGACUCCACCAGAGGGGUGGCCAAGAUGUCCCUGGAUCCUGCAGACCUCACCCACGACACUACGGGGCUCACAUCCAAGGAGCUGGAAUCCCUGGAUGAUGUCUUCACCAAAGUGUACAAAGCCAAAUAUCCCAUCGUUGGCUACACAGCCCGAAGAAUCCUCAACGAGGACGGCAGCCCCAACCUGGACUUCAAGCCUGAAGACCAGCCACAUUUCGACAUAAAGGACGAGUUCUGAUCUGCAGGAGACCGUUCUUGGGAGGGUGAGGCAGGGAGACACUCAGAUGCAAACUCUCCUGCCAAACAGGCUGCUGGGGCCUCUGGUCACCGGAUCUGAAUAAAGCAGACGUUUAACCUGGAA